CACGACCUCACCUCUCGGUAACGAACGAAGUCAACGCUCGCCUUCGCACUCCGAGCGAACCUCACCUCCACGAAACCUCUCCACUCUCGAAGUUCGAUUACCCGACGGUCAAUUGCCCAACAUGGUCCACCGCAUCGCCUUCUGGAGCCUUUUCGGUACGUCACAGACCUGAGCCAAUUCACCCGCCCAUGGCAUCCGAGCAUACGAUAUGGGCAAUUGAAGACGAGACACAUGCGACGGACAGAGAGAAUUGGAUACUAACAGUAUAAUAAAGGCCUCGGCGCCCGAUUCUGGCAAAUGGGCAUCGAGAUGCGCCCAUUCUUCAACAAGUCCUCCCUCUGGGUGUACCCCGUAUAUGCGGCCGGCGGUGCCAGCUUCGGAUACUGGUUGCAGGGCGUCGACGACAGACAAACCUCUACUCUACAAGAACGAAAGGCUCUGCUCCUCGAGAAGCGAGCGCGCAAGGCAGAGCGGGAUGCUCAGGCGGAGGCUUAGAGGGGAAUGAACAGGAAUGGAAAUUUAAGAUAUCGGGAAAUUAAGACCUCCUCGGCUUGAGAAAAAAA
Molecule: messenger RNA, 563 nt
Organism: Fusarium redolens
Lineage: Eukaryota; Fungi; Ascomycota; Sordariomycetes; Hypocreales; Nectriaceae
Exons: 1
Coding region: 298-495 (65 amino acids)
Source: RefSeq, a predicted model, not a curated record